UUAUAUAUAUUGAAAUCAGCCAACAACAACAACAAAAAAAACCGAUUUCAUUUAAAAUCAAAUAGUUUUUUUUAUCACUUUCAUUCUCCUAAAAAGUUAAAAUUGUGUAUUUGAAUUCGCAUACACACACACUCACAACCAACCGACAAACAAACUAGAAAUCAAUCAAUCAAAUAUCAUUAUCAUCAACGAAAUUUGAAAAAUCCUAAAGUAAUUUGAAAACCGCCGAACAUUUUUCUUGUUCGUGUCUGUCUUCCCAUCUUCUCAAAAGUUUUUUUUUUGUUUGUUUGUUUUCGUUGUUUCAUCUUUGUGUUUGUGAUUCUUUUGUAAUUUUUACCAAAAAAAAUAACAAACAAAAGAAAAAAAUUCAUAACAAUCAUCAUCAUCAUCAUUAUAUUGCACCAGAACAAACCGGCAACGAACCCGUGAAACGUUUAUUUUUGUCUUCUUUUUUUUCGAAUAAAAUAAAUAUAUUUUUUUCAAUUCAAAUCCAACAAAAAUGUCUUGGCAAUCAUAUGUCGAUAACCAAAUCUGCCAACACGUCGAUUGUACGCUUGCUGCUAUAGCCAAUAUUCAAGAUGGUUCUGUUUGGGCCAAAUUUGAAAAAGAUGAUAAAAAGAUCAAUCCUAAAGAAUUGAAAACUAUUGCUGAUACAAUCAGACAAAAUCCGUCCGGAUUCUUAGAGACCGGUAUACAUAUUGGUGGUGAAAAGUAUAUUUGUAUUCAGGCAGAUAAUCAAUUGGUACGUGGUCGUCGUGGUUCAUCAGCAUUGUGUAUCGUUGCAACCAAUACAUGCCUUUUAGCGGCCGCAACAGUCGAUGGCUUUCCGCCAGGACAACUUAAUAAUGUCAUUGAAAAAUUGGGUGAUUAUUUGAGAUCUAACAACUAUUGAUGAAUCAAGCAAAUAUUGAAAAAUUUAAAACCAGCAAACAAACAGAAAAAAUUUGUCAAACAAUACAAGAAAAAAAACUCAACAUCCUUCCGGAAAUGCUUCAAAAUAUUACAAAACAAAACACCGAUAACAUGAGUCCAAAAUUUGCAAAAAAAAACAGAAUUCAGAUUUCAUGAAACAACACACCGUUUUUUCAGCAACCAAAAUUUUUUUUUUUCUAUAAAUCAAAAACAAAAAUGAUACCAUCAUCAUGAUAAUUAAAUCAUCAAAGGAAUAUGGUGUAAGUGUGUGUGUGUGUGCAAGAAUAACUUGAAAUUUUUUUUUCAAAUUCUUCUCUUGCUCUCAUUAUUCUUUAUUGCUCUCUUUCUUUUUUUCUUGCUCUCACAAUAUUAUUGAAUUAUAAUAAUAAUAAUAAUAAUUAUAAAAUA
Molecule: messenger RNA, 1320 nt
Organism: Dermatophagoides farinae (American house dust mite)
Lineage: Eukaryota; Metazoa; Arthropoda; Arachnida; Sarcoptiformes; Pyroglyphidae
Gene: chic
Product: profilin chickadee
Cellular component (GO): cell cortex
Molecular function (GO): actin monomer binding
Source: RefSeq, a predicted model, not a curated record